GAACUAUAUUGUUAAGAAAACAGGGAAACUAAGACUGUUCCUGUUUUGUAAGAUGUUUUUUAUCGUCUUACUCGUCAGUUGGCGAUUUGCUUGAUAAGAAUAAUGGAAAUAAAAAAGUGAUGAAGGACAAUAAGCGUCAAAAAUUUAUGUUAAUUUAUUGUUGUAGAAAAGACAAACAUGCUUUUUAUAAUGUUAUGAUACAAUGUAAUGGAUUAAGGACAUGAAAGAUGCUCAUCGCCUGAAGUAUAAAAUAACGCUAAAUGUGAAAUAAUUUGUGAUAAAGAUGUUUUGCAAACUCCUUAUUGUUUGGCUUUUCUUUGCAUCCAGCGGAGCAUCAAUGCUCUGUCCGCCAGGUUGUAAAUGCAGUAUCUUUAAUAUGUGUUCUGAUUGUGAAGAGAAUUACUAUCGCCUAGACAACAGUUGCCAGAGAUGUUCAGAAAAUUGUCUGUCUUGCUAUUCUAACAAACGUUGCGAUGAAUGUGACAGAGGCUACUACUUGCAUACAUCUACUGGCAACCAGAUCCUUUGUCGCCAAUGCUCACCAGGAUGUCAAAUUUGUUCGUCUGAGGAAGAAUGUUUGCGAUGCGAUACGGGAUAUUCUAAACAAAAUAAUUCAUGUGUAAAAUGUAAGCCAGAAUGUAAGGAAUGCCUGUCGGAAAGCACUUGUGUUGGAUGCAAUGAUGGUUUUCAUUUUAAUGGCGACUCGUGCCAAAAAUGUCCAAGCGGAUUUUUUAAGUCUGUUUCAUCGUGUUUACCUUGUCCGAUGAAUUGUGAAUCCUGUUCAAUUUUUAAUGAAUGCACAAAAUGCAAAUCGGGGUACUAUGGAAUAACCUGCACACAGAUGUGUUCAUCCGGGUGUACAAAUAAUGAAUGUGACUCGUGGACAGGAAACUGUGAUUGCAAAAAUGAUUAUUUUGGACCCAAAUGCGACGCUUGCGUUCCGAAUAAGUUUGGGGCAUAUUGCAGAAAUGACUGCCGUAGGGGUUGUUUAAAUGGUAUAUGUAACGAUGACUCAGGGUCAUGUAACGAAUGUAAACCUUCUUUUAAAUGGCCUUGUAAAGAAUGUGAAGACGGAAGAUGGGGUGAUGAUUGUUUAAGCGUAUGUCCUAGUACUUGCAAAUCAUGUCUGUCCGAUACGAAAUGUCUCAGUUGUAAAGAUGGCUAUUAUGGCGUGAGUUGCAACGCAAGAUGUUCAUAUGGGUGCUCAUCCGAUGUUUGUGAAUAUGAAACAGGUGUCUGUUCGAAGAGUUGUAAAGCAAACUUCGAAGGUCCGUAUUGCGACCGGUGCAUAGCAGGAAGGUACGAUAAUUACUGCAGUAAACCAUGUCCGGCAAAUUGUCAAGAUCAUGUAUGUGAUGUGAAUGAUGGCACCUGUUUAAAAGGUUGCAUACCGGGAUUUCAUGGGCAACACUGCAACCUGCCGUGUCCGUCGAACUGUACUAUUUGUAGCGAGGUAACAAAAUGUCAGGCUUGUGUUGAUGGAUUUUGGGGUAAUAUCUGUACGAACAAGUGUUCAAACAGUUGCUUAAACAGAGAAUGUCAUUUAAAUGGAACUUGUAUUUCGUGUAUACCCGGAUUCUAUGGCAAUCAUUGUGACCUGCAUUGUCCGGAAAACUGUAUGGGCUCUGUCUGUACACUGGAUGGUUUUUGCUUCAACUGUAAGUCAGGAUAUUCUGGUAAACUUUGCUCAGAGCCAUGUUCGAGACGCUGUUCAUCAGAAAAAUGCAAAUUUGAUGGAACUUGUUAUGAAUGUGUUCCCAAAUUCUAUGGAGACAGAUGUGACAAGAAUUGUCCUAAACAUUGCCUGUCAUGUACGAAUAGUACAUGGUGUACAACUUGUGACAAUGGUUACUUUGGACCUUCCUGUAGUGAUCGGUGUAGUUACUGUAAACUCAACACUACCUGUAACAAAGAAACAGGACAUUGUAAACAGUGUGACGACGGUUUCUAUGGGCCUGUUUGUAACUUGAAAUGUAAUGAGAAUUGUAGAACAUGUAAUAGUUCAAGUAAGAAUGCCGGUGGCAGUUGUUUAUCUUGCAAAACGGGAUGGUAUGGAGGGUAUAAUAGUGGUACUUAUUAUCACUGCAACCAAAGCUGUUCCACUAAUUGCUUAAAAUCAUCCUGUAACGUAUACAGUGGAACGUGUGAACACGGAUGUCAGGUCGGUUAUUGGGGAAGUUUUUGCUCGAAACUAUGUCCUGCAAAUUGCAAACACAGUGGAUGCCACAGUAAUAACGGAACAUGUAUACAUGGUUGCCUUCAUGGUUACUAUGGCAAUAAAUGUGACUGUCCAGAGAAUUGUUUUUGUAUAAAGCCUGGUAUCUGCUCUGAAUGUAAGGCUGACUUUGAAAAUGUUGACCGAAACUGUACAUGUACUGUAAAGGCUUGCCAAAACCCUACACAAUGCACGUCAUGCCUUGAUUCUACAUACUAUAUGUCUAACUCUUCUUGUUGCAAAUGCAAUAAAAAUUGUGACCAAAAUAAAUGUACGUCAGAGUUUCAAUGUAAAACAGGAUGUAAACCUGGGUAUUACGGAUCCGCGUGUCUGACCACGUGCAAUGCACGUGCUGCGUUCUGUACGGAAUGCACGAUAGAUAAAGACGGGGAGUACGAUGACUGUUUGUCGUGUGGUGACGGUUAUUUUCUCCAAUUUAACUACACUAUGCAUAAAUCACAGUGUGAACAAUGUAAAAAGUCGUGUAUCGAUGGAAAAUGUGAUGCAAAUGAAGGUUAUUGCCUUCUAGGCUGUUUAAAUGGAACUUGGGGAGAACAGUGUGAAAAACAAUGCUUCAGAAACUGUUUCCAUUGCGAUCGUCAAACAGGAAUUUGCACCAGUUGCGUUGGUGACGCAUUUUAUGGUCUAUUCUGUGAACAGAAAUGUAACGAAAACUGCGUUGAUAAAGUGUGUAAUAAAUCAACAGGGAACUGUGUUCACGGCUGCAAAGUCGGGUUUUAUGAUGGAAAUUGUCAAAUUCCAUGCAGUAAAGACUGCAUCAACGGGACAUGUGAUAGAGACACAGGAUACUGUGUUGUCAUAAAAGGUGAAAGUGGAAGGGAUGAUUUAUUCUUACAGCCUGUCGGCAUCUCGAUUAUGCUGAUAUGUGUAGUUGUGUCCAUGAUUUGUUCGAGUAUAGCCAUUAUCUGUGUCGUCAAAAAGCGUCGAAAUGGGAGACGCCAAAAUAUAGACUUACACUCGAGCGUUAACUUUGAUGGCAUGGGUGAUUUGGACCACGUGUAUAUGAAGCCAUCCGGAUCUUCAACUCACGAUGCUCCACUAGUUAAUUUAUAUAGUACAAGCUGUAGGGCAAGCGAAAUUGAUACAGAUACGUACAUACAUCCUAUCCUUACUGACAACAUACCGUCACCUGACUACGAGGAGAUCAUGUGAUAUGUUAUCACGCGAUAUGCAGUUAUAAAACAUGUCACGUGACAGAUUUGCUUGAAUUACAGACAAUGCUUAGACACCUCGCCUUGACAUACUAACUUCAGUUACAGUCCAUCCUUUUUACAUUGGGAAAAUAUAACAUGGCAGCAGAUAAAAAUUGGGAAAUUUAACAAAAAUAUAUAUUAAUAAUAAUCAUAUGUGAAUUUUCAUAAAAAAAGCCAGUUAGGCCUAAAAUUGAGCUGGUCGUAUC
Messenger RNA from Ruditapes philippinarum (Manila clam), 3635 nucleotides. RefSeq names its product multiple epidermal growth factor-like domains protein 10. Gene Ontology annotation, molecular function: scavenger receptor activity. Lineage: Eukaryota; Metazoa; Mollusca; Bivalvia; Venerida; Veneridae. The record is from RefSeq and is a predicted model, not a curated record. The transcript has 6 exons. Bases 284 to 3388 code for a protein of 1034 amino acids.